CUUUCCUAGUUCUCGGGGCAAUCCCAGGAGGAAAGAAUGACUUUCUUUUCUUUUUUCUUCCUUUUUUUUUUUUUACAGGUGAGAAAGAUGAGGCUCAAAGACAACUGAGUUGCUGGAGCUCACCCAUCAGGUAAGUGGAAGAGCAGAGCUGGUCCUCUGGUUCCAGAAUCCUGACCUCAGUCUCAGCCUCCUCGGUGGGAUUUUGUGGGAGGGGUGUGGGGCUGGGGAGGCAGUGUAUAUGAAAGAAGUGCAGGAACGCAAGCGCAAGCGAGUGGUGGGGCUGGCCCUGGCGGAUUGGUGGAUUCCUGGCAGGUCUGGGUCAGCUCCCACCACAGAGCCCCCUCCCUGCCUCCUCCUUCUCUCUAACCCAAACAGCAGCCCAUCAUGGGAUAAUAGAACCUGGCUCUUGGUGCCUGGGACUGAGGACUGGAAGGAAGAUGGGGUCUGCAACGGAAGGGUCCCUCCCUCCCACCCUCCAUGAAGAUACCCCUAUUGGCUGCCAGCAGCACCAAGCAGCUGGCCUGGGUUUAGGGUGUCUUCCUAGAGGCCUCCUGGGCCCCUGGGCCCACACUUUUCUUCUCCCAGCUGACAGGAACGAGUGCUCCUUGUCUUGCUGAGGGAGGCUGUGGUAGGGCUCCCCGCAUCCUGCGUGCACUCAAGAGCAGAAGCGCCCCCCUCCCCUACGCCGCCACCCUGCAAGCCCCUUCCCUCAGCCCCAGGCGGACCCCUUGCUCACUCACCCUCGCGCACCUACGCCGCCUUCCCCAGCGGAGGAGCGCUUCCGGCGCGCUGAGCAGGCGCGGUGGGAAGGCCGUUGGUCGCUGCCCCAACCGGCGAACUGAGAAGCCAAGUCAGAGUCAGCGGGGUCUUGGGCGGCGGCGCGGGGGAGGGCGGUGAAGCUGAGGCGUCCGGGCCCGCGGGGGACGAGGGGGUGGAUGGGCCGGGGACGCUGCGAGAGCCCGCGUUUUCGCGCUUUCCGGCGGGCUCAGGCGGCUGCCGUCGGGCCUGGCGGGUGGGCUGUGGCUGCGUCCUCCGGCCCCCAGGAGGCGGUGCGGCGUGGCGCCCGGUCCUCUGCCGCGGUCGUUCCCGCCCCCGCGGCCAGGAGGCGGCGCCCGUCAACGCCAGGCGCCGCGCGGUACCCGCCGUCGAGGCGACGGUGUGGUACGUUCGAGGGCUCUGGCUGCCUGGCCUCCCGGGUUCGGGGUUCCCCUCGGCGCGUACCCCGGGCGUGAGCGCGGCGGGCGGGCGGGCGAGCGAGGGAGCGGACGCGCGAGUCCCCGGGUGGUGGGGGGAGGGGGGCGCCAGGGUCGGCUGGGCCCACGGGAGCGCGAGCACGAGGCAACGCUCCGCCCACCCCGUGAGCGUCCCACCUGCGUAGGCCCGCCCAGCGUGGCGGCAAGUGAGCGUUCGAGCUUGGGGCGCUCCCGGCGAAGGCCCAAGUGAGCGUGGACCCGCGAGCCGUGAGCUGGAGGGAGAGACACCGGCUCUUCUCCCCGCUCCUCAGGCCUGAACUGCGGCACUGACUGCGCUCCCUGAGCCGAGCACCAAGACUGGCACCUCCUACGGCCUAGUGCCUUCUACCUGCAUCGCCCGCUCAGCCCUACCCGACCAUCUUCAACCUGUUUCCUGGAUGAGCUGAGGCCUCAGUUCACACCGAGGGCUUAGCUCCUCUGCCACUUGCUGGGAGUAGGCCCACCCUUAAGGAAGGGGUGAUGGAAGGGCCCCUGGAGGAUGGGGAUGAGUCGUCAGCCUCCCAGGGCCACGCCACCGACUGGAGGUUUGCUGUGUGCAGUUUCAGAGAUGCCUGGGAUGAGGGGGAAGCUGCUCUCCAGAUGCAGGACCCCAAUCCUCCGAGCCCACCAGCAGGGGCAGCCCAGGGGGAAGGGCUACAGGGCAGCCCUCUGCCUGGUGAGCUUCAGUCAACUCCAGGACAGAAGGUUGCAGAUGGGUCGGGGGAUGGCCAGAGGGGUGUAUUAGGAGGUUCCUUAGUCCAGCGGGAGGAACCAGCCUCCUCUGGAAUGGAGAUCCUCCUAUGCCCAAUGAUCUCCCACCUUAGUCUGGCACAGGGUGAGAAUGACAGCCAAGGAGGAGGCUUGGCAGGGGACUCAGUUUCAGGCAGGGCAAUGCCAAUCCGCUUGGACCCUGAAGGGUUGGACAGUGACCCUGUGAACCUCGGGGAUCUUUUAUCUGAGACAUCAUCAGAGCUACUGGAGGCAGACCCCAGCGGAUCCAGGCUCCUUAAGUCCACUGACUGCCUCCUGGCCCAAGACCUCGCCUGGGAGCUGCUUGCCAGUGGCCUGGCUGCCCUGCCAGGCACUCGGGAUGUAGAAGGCAGGGCAGUGCUGCUUCUGAGUGCCCAUAACCCGGCCUGGCUUCACCCCAAGUGCAGCAGCCAUGAACUCAUCCGCCUCCUGCUCUACCUGCGAAGCAUCCCCAGGCCCAAAGUACAGGCCCUGGGACUGACCGUGUUAGUGGACGCCCGAAUUUGUUCCCCAAUCUCUUCCCUCUUCUGGGGGCUCAGCCAGCUGCAAGAAGCAGCCCCAGGGUCGGUGCACCAGGUGCUGCUAAUAGGAAAGAUGCCUCAGGAGGUGCCUUCAGGGCUGCAGUUAGAGCAGCUGUCCUCUGAUCAGAGCCUGCUGACCCACAUCUCCACCUCGGGGUUGCCCACUUCACUAGGAGGAGGCCUGCCUUACUGCCACCAGGCCUGGCUGGGCUUCCGGAUGCGUCUGGAAACCCUACAGCAGAGCUGCCAGGUGCUUUGUGCCCUGCUCCAGGGGGCCAUUGAGAGCAUGAAGGCUGUGCCCCAGCCCAUGGAGUCUGGGGAAGUCGGUCGGCUGCUGCAGCAGGCACGGGUCCUGAUGCAGCAUGUGCUAGACUCACCUCAGUUGGCAUGGCUACAGUGCCAGGGAGCCUUGGAGCUGGCAUGGCUGAAGCAGGAGGUUCCAGAGGUGACCCUGAGCCCAGACUACAGGCCUGCAGUGGACGAGGUUGAGGAGCUGUAUGGUCGUGUGGAUGGAUUGCUGCACCAACUGACCCUGCAGAGUAACCAGCGAGUACAAGCACUGGAGUUGGUCCAGAUGCUGGAGGCCCAGGAGGGCGAGCUGCACCAGAUUGAAGUGUGGUUACAGCAGGUGGGUUGGCCAGCACUUAAGGAGCCAAGGGAACCCUCAUUGGACAUGCUGCUUCAGGCCCAAGGCCCUUUUGGGGACCUGGACCGAAUUGCCCAGGAGCAGGUCAGGCGAGGGGAGAAACUUCUGCAGCUACUGGUUGGCUGGGAUGCGGCUGAACUGGGCCCCGCUGGGGCCCGCUUUCUGACCCUGCAAGCCCAGCUGACUGACUUCUGUAGGGCUUUAGCCCAGCGGCGGCAGCGGCUGGCGGAUGCUGAGAGGCUGUUGCAGCUCUUCAGGCAGGCCUUGAUGUGGGCUGAGGAGGGGCAGCGGGUGUUGGCAGAGCUGGAACAGGAACGCCCAGGGGUUGUGCUGCAACGGCUGCAGUUGCAUUGGACCAAGCAUCCUGACUUGCCUCCUGCCCACUUCCGAAAGAUGUGGGCUCUAGCCACAGGGCUGGGAUCUGAGGGUAUCCGCCAGGAGUGCCGCUGGGCCUGGGCGCGGUGCCAGGACACCUGGCUGGCCCUGGACCAGAAGUUGGAAGCUGCUGUGAAGCCAUCACUGACAGGUAGCACAGCUAGCUUGUGUGUCAGCCGGGUACUGGCUGUACCUCCUUCCCCUCCCCUGAGGAAGGCAUACAGCCUUGAUCGGAAUCUGGGACUGAGUCUCAGAGAAUCUGCCCACCAUUGCCACCAUGAGGCCAUUGUGGCUGCCUGCCACAGACCAGAGGCUGGAGUUGGUGCCCAGUCAGGGUCAUGCCCCACCAUGCCUCCGCCAGGUGGCUCUGAACCCAGGAGUCCCAACAGACUCCAUCUGGUGCUGGCGGAGAUGGUGGCUACAGAGCGGGAGUAUGUCCGUGCUCUUGACUAUACCAUGGAGAACUACUUCCCCGAGCUGGAUCGCCCUGAUGUGCCCCAGGGCCUCCGUGGCCAGCGCGCCCACCUCUUUGGCAACCUGGAGAAGCUGCGGGAUUUCCACCGCCAUUUCUUCUUGCGUGAGCUGGAGGCCUGUACCAAGCACCCACCCCGGGUGGCCUAUGCUUUCCUGCGCCAUAGGGUGCAGUUUGGGAUGUACGCACUCUACAGCAAGAAUAAACCAUGCUCCGAUGCCCUGAUGACCAGCUACGGUCACAUCUUUUUCAGGGACAAGCAGCAAGCACUGGGGGACCACUUGGACUUGGCCUCCUAUCUGCUGAAGCCCAUCCAGCGCAUGAGCAAGUACACACUGCUGCUGCAAGAGCUGGCACGGGCCUGCGGGGGAACCGUGCCAGAGCUGAGUGCCCUGCGGGCUGCCCAGAGCCUCGUGCGCUUCCAGCUGCGACACGGCAAUGACUUGCUAGCCAUGGAUGCCAUCCAGGGCUGUGACGUCAACCUCAAGGAACAGGGGCAGUUGGUCCGGCAGGAUGAGUUCACGGUGUGCUCUGGGCGCCACAAGUCCCUGCGUCGUGUUUUCCUCUUUGAGGAGCUGUUGCUUUUCAGCAAGCCUCGCCGAGGACCCAAAGGCAUCGACACAUUUGCCUACAAGCGCUCCUUCAAGAUGGCAGACCUUGGCCUCACUGAGUGCUCUGGGGAUAGCAACCUGCGCUUUGAGGUCUGGUUUCGCCGUCGCAAGGCCAGGGACACCUUUGUGCUACAAGCUGCCAGCUUGGCCACGAAGCAGGCUUGGACAGCUGACAUCUCCCGCCUGCUCUGGAGGCAGGCUGUCCACAACAAGGAGGUGCGCAUGGCUGAGAUGGUGUCCUUGGGUGUGGGGAACAAGGCCUUCCAGGACAUCGCCCCCAGCAAAGAAGCUAUCAACGACCGCACCGUCAACUAUAUCCUGAAGUGCCAAGAAGUUCGCUCUCGGGCCUCCAUUGCUGUGGCCCCAUUUGACUAUGACAGCCCUUACCCGGGGGCCUCAAGCUCCCUUUCUGGAGAUCCUGCUUCUUGCUCUGUACUGGGGUCCCUCAACCUGCAUCUGUACAGAGACCCAGCUGUUCUGGGCUUCCGCUGGCCCCUGUAUUCCACCGGCUUCCCAGAGGAAGCAGUACUGGAGACUGAAGCUGAGCUGGGCAGCCAGCCAUCUUUGAUUCCUGAGGACUCAGAGGUCUCCUCCCAGUGCCCGUCAGCCAGUGGCUCCAGUGGCUCGGACAGCAGCUGUGUGUCAGGGCAGGCCCUGGGCAGGGGCCUGGAGGACUUGUCCUAUGUGAGUUCCAUUUAGCCUUAUACCCACCAGCCCUUUCUCAGCCCUGCCUGGGCCUAUGGCUGCCUUGCUUUUAGGUGGAAAUGGGGGUGGUAGGUCAGAGCCAUUCCUCAGAGACCCCACCUGGACCCCGAGCCAGGGAAAUACAUGUUCGUGCCUAGCUUUGCACCACAGGUCUGAGCCUGGGCUUGAAGGUGGGCCGUGGAUCCAGGAGUUGCUAGAUCCAAGGAACAUCACCUCUCUCAAGAUCUGCUAUGACCAGGCCAUGGGUGGCACCUGGGUCACUUCCAGCCCACAUGCACAGCCCUGUCGACUACCCUUUCUGAUGUCUGUGUCAUUGGACAGAUCAGCAGGGACCUCUCCAGGGGAUGCUGGUUGCAGAGCCUAAAUGAGCACCCUGAUUCUGGGCCCCUGGCCUCAUGUCCCCUUUUUCUCUCCCCAUCUCCAGCUCCCACCCCAGUUGUUCCCACCCAGAACAGAGGGUGGGUGUUUGUUUCUAUGCUGUAGGCUGGUGGGACAUCUAGUGACUGGGCUGCCCCACCCCUCAGUAGGAAUACAGGUGGGUUCCUAGCCACUGCUUCCCAACCCCUGGUCUCAAAGCCAAGCUCAUCCCUGUUGGACUCUUACUCUUGCCUGCCCUGGCUCCCUAGGCCCAGGCCCUUCUUUCCUGGGUCAGUUUGGUUAUAUUGAUUCAAAGCUUUUGAAUAGAUUUCAGUUUAAGAUUAUUUCACUGGUUAUAAGGUCUUUGGUGUCUCAGAG
Molecule: messenger RNA, 6047 nt
Organism: Orcinus orca (killer whale)
Lineage: Eukaryota; Metazoa; Chordata; Mammalia; Artiodactyla; Delphinidae
Gene: PLEKHG4
Product: pleckstrin homology and RhoGEF domain containing G4
Exons: 20
Coding region: 1713-5306 (1197 amino acids)
Molecular function (GO): guanyl-nucleotide exchange factor activity
Source: RefSeq, a predicted model, not a curated record